UCUCUAUACAUGAUAUUCAAGAUGGCUGCUGCUCGUUCACUGAACUGUGGUGCACCUAUUUCAAGCGUUUGCUGCUUUGUCGAUGGAGUAUUAGCGAACAACGGCAUCAAACAUUUAGCUGCCAGAGGAAUUUCUACUACUUCAGUUUUCAUGAAAAACACCCCACGUACUGUUGGUGUUCCUGCAUGGGCUAAAGCAGCACAGAGACGAAGAAGAAGCCUCAUAAAACUAGACAAACCAAAAACAGUUGAACAGAUUGAAGCAGAAUACAGGCUGUCUAAUGAAACUAAUAAACUUGACUUCUUCACAACUACAAAAAAUUCAAGGCCACAAUUUAGUGAAGUUGAAAAUGAAGACGAGAAACCACAAAUAUCUCUGACAAGGAAUAAAACAGCAUUUGUGUGCUAUCAUCCACCAAGAAAAGAUCCAAAUGCUCUGCUCUUCUCAAAAGAAGCAUUUGAAAGACCCUGGUGGCAUCUUACACAAGAUGAAGUAAAGGAUUUCAAAGAUAGUUUAGAUCCUGAAGAGGCCAAAGAAGUUAAAGAGUUAAGGCAAAAAGAUCCAAAGAUAUGGACUGUUAAUUCUCUCAGUCGCUUAUUUAAAGUAAAGCCAUUAGCCAUAGUGAAAAUUGCACCACUAACUGAUGAACAAAAAUAUGAAAUUGAAAUUGAAAGAAAACUUCUGAAACAGUGGUCUGACUACAAAAGAAAAGAAUACAGAGCUAACCAAGAGCUGGAGAGACAAAGAUAUAUUCAAGAGACAAGAGGCGAAGCUAUGAAUCUUGCCCUCGGUAUCAAGGCAUAAUAUCCUAAGUGCUCAAAAUAAAGUGUGAAGUAAUACCAUUCAAAGAGAAUAAAGAAAAUGACCCAUUUCAAUCUAUAA
Actinia tenebrosa (Australian red waratah sea anemone) is the source of this 882-nucleotide messenger RNA. RefSeq lists its product as uncharacterized. Lineage: Eukaryota; Metazoa; Cnidaria; Anthozoa; Actiniaria; Actiniidae. The record is from RefSeq and is a predicted model, not a curated record.